This is a messenger RNA of Aspergillus terreus NIH2624, 2025 nucleotides long. RefSeq lists its product as uncharacterized. The record is from RefSeq and is a predicted model, not a curated record. Bases 1 to 2025 code for a protein of 674 amino acids. Gene Ontology annotation, cellular component: lipid droplet. The transcript is spliced from 6 exons. NCBI's taxonomy places the organism in Eukaryota, Fungi, Ascomycota, Eurotiomycetes, Eurotiales, Aspergillaceae.
AUGGCUCCGCAACGUCCCCGUGCGAUUAUCGUCGACCUCCUUGAGCUCGGGAUCGAACGUGCUUCUCCUCAAUGCAGCCACCUUCAUCGUCUGCGCUGUCGCUUAUACACCCUAUGGGGCCUUUACCCUGCGUAUUUCACGCGCGUUUCUGAAAUGGCAGCAGGCCCAUUUAGAAGAAAGCCCCUAGGGCUUGAUGUGCCCCGCACGUCUGCAAUGGAGUCUCCGCCCGCCAUUGCUGCCUUGUUCGUGAUUCGGUUCGAUAUCAAGGCUGGAUACGUGAUAUCAUGGAAGCGUACCGUUCCCGGAGUCGAGGUGGAGGGUGUUGUCGAAUACAAGUCCCUCCCGUCUGGCUUGCACAAUGUGUCGGAAGAUCUAGUGUACUUUGUCCAUGAUCAGUAUGCUGGCAUCAGCGCAUUCGUCAACCAUCCUGCAGAGGAGGCUGAACGCAAUGCGAAGAUGUUCGCAAUUGGCGUUCUGGUGCCCCUGGCAUCAGGAAGACUAGGCAAGAGCUGGAGACACGCCCCGAAACUCAAGGAGCUCGCGCAAUCCUAUGCAACGGAUAUGUCCAAUACUCAAGCCCUGUCUGAAUACUGGGAAGCUCAUGAGAUACGCGACAAUGAUGCUUCAAAUGUACCGCCGGAAUCGCCCCUCGAAUCACCGCUCAGCUUCCGCUUGCGCGCUCAUGGAGAGCGACCGGAGAGUCUGCGUCGUAGCCGUGCAUUCAGUGAUGCGAUCGUGCUGGACACGCCCAGGCCGGCCCUGACGCCCUUCCACCCCGCCUCAUCGCUCCCCGAUUUCCUUGAUUGUUUCGGCCCACUCUUAUAUCCCUUGUAUAGAGCAGCAUUGCUCCGCAAGAGGAUCCUCUUCAUGGCGGAAGCACCUGUCCAGAUACCCUGUAAUUACGUGUACGAUUUAUCUUUGAUCGCAUCCUUGCCGAAUUCCCUUCUUCCCUUGCUUCCGUCAGACCAUAUACCAACUCUGCGGCCUCGUCCCCUCUUCAACGUCGGCAUCCACGACAUCCCCUAUUUGUCCACCUUUGUCGGAGUGGCCCCAGGAGCCAACCAGGAUGCUGCAUGGAUUGCCUGCAGCACCGACAGUGUCCUGAGCAUGAAAUCCGACCUCUUCGAUGUUUUAGUGACGCUCCCCCCUCCGCAUACAAGAAACGCCGCAGAGAAGGUAUUCCCUGAAAUAUCUGUGCUGCCAACCCCAACAGCAAAACAUCACACUCCGCAAGCGGUUCAUCUGAAGGCAACACAACGCGACGCACGACGUUACGCGACUCUCCGAAGAGGACUGCGCCAAAGCGUGCCGGAAUCGGAUGCCCAAACGGAGAAUUCCGACUCGGACUCGGACGCAGCCUCCACAUACUCGUCCAGCCCGGUUGUAGAGCCUAUAUCAUGGGCCCGACUAGCAUACUCGUCCUUCAUAUGGUGGGCGUCCGCUGGCGAGAAGCGGGAAGGCUUGUCAGAAGAUGAGGAGGAAGAACAUCAACUCGAGCAGGACACGCGGCUUCUAGCCAGCGUGGACACCCUUCCCAGCCCGCCUUCCGGCUCUGGUAGCCGUCGAAGCAUGCACACCGGGGAUACGUCUCAGCAACAGCCUCCGGAGAUAGCGUUGGUGGCUUACUUCCGACGCCUGACAGCGCAGAUCUUCGUUACACUGUCCGACGUUAUUGCCCGGCAUGACAGCCGCGAUGGGGAAGACCCAGGACAACAUGAUGGUCAAACCGAUGCCUCUUACCAGGAUGAGCCGGAGGACGACACAGAGCCCUCUGUGGCGAUUGGCCGCCAGACCACUCAGGAGGACGAGUCCUCGGCUCCUUUGUUGGGACGGGAUGCGGAGCCGACGCUCUGUGACGACGACGAACCUGUGAGAAUCACCACGGAAGAUAUGACUGAGAUGGGCCUUGAUGUCUGGAGUGGCGCCGAUCGCGUCUUUGUUGAGGAGUUGGUGCGUUCGUGGUGGGGGCGCAAAGCAUACGUUGAUAGCGCACGUAUCCGGUGUUGUGGGAUCUCUAUCAUUUAA